AUGAUUCUCCCCGCCUGUACAGCAACCCCAAUUCAACUUCCCAAACAACACCCACUCACCACUACUUCACACCCAUCUCAGUCCACCUCUCCUAAUCCAAAACACGACAAGAAACACUCCGUUUCGCUGAGAAAUAGGAAUGAAAGUAUAGACCAAACUGUGUUGUGGACCUCUUCUAUAUCCCAACGCUGCCGAAGUGGUCAGCUAUCUCAAGCUGUUUCACAGUUCAUCCAAAUGAGACAAGCCGGGGUUGAACCAAACCACAUCACAUUCGUUACACUCUUCUCCGGCUGUGCUCACUUUCCAGCUAAAGCACCAUUGUUUGGGCCCUCGCUUCAUGCUUAUGCGUCUAAACUGGGCUUAGACAGGACUAAUGUGAUGGUGGGGACGGCACUAGUUGAUAUGUAUGCAAAGUCUGGUCGGGUGGAGCUUGCUAGAUUGGUUUUUAGUGGGAUGGAGGUGAAGAAUUCAAUGUCUUGGAAUACUAUGAUUGAUGGGUACAUGAGAAAUGGAAAUGUGAGGGAUGCAGUUGAGGUGUUUGAUGAAAUGCCCGAGAGACGUGGACCGCUUUGA
This is a messenger RNA of Rosa chinensis, 573 nucleotides long. Its product is annotated as pentatricopeptide repeat-containing protein At1g05750, chloroplastic-like. The record is from RefSeq and is a predicted model, not a curated record. The coding region runs from base 1 to 573 and encodes 190 amino acids. Gene Ontology annotation, biological process: RNA modification. The transcript has a single exon. Lineage: Eukaryota; Viridiplantae; Streptophyta; Magnoliopsida; Rosales; Rosaceae. Gene Ontology annotation, molecular function: RNA binding; protein binding.